UCUCAGUCGGGUUGUGGUGACGCUAGCAACCUGUCGACCUUUUUAAGUGAAUUUAAGUGGUAUAAAAGAGAGACAGUUGGGUUGGAGGAUUAUGAAUCACACCUAAUAUGAUAGUGAAUCUACCCGAGCGGGAAUAAUGUCGCAGAGCAGCGCCACGAGCAACAUCGAGGAUGACAACUGCUGCUCCAACGAUGAACUAAGUGACGGGUACGGUGGUGACUCUUACCUGGAUGACGACCACCCCUCAUCCACCUCCGGGCCAAGGGUCAAGAAACACGUCAACAAGGGGCGCUGGACCAAGGAUGAGGAUGAGGAGGACGAGAAAGUUAUCGAACUGGUGGAGAAAUAUGGGCCCAAGCGGUGGACGCUGAUCGCCAAACACCUGAAAGGUCGCAUCGGGAAACAGUGCCGGGAACGAUGGCACAACCACCUCAACCCAGCCAUCAAGAAGAGUGCCUGGACAGAGGAGGAAGACCGGAUCAUUUACGAGGCGCACAAACAGUGGGGUAACCAGUGGGCCAAGAUUGCUAAGUUGAUCCCUGGCAGGACUGACAACGCCAUCAAGAAUCACUGGAACUCUACCAUGAGGCGUAAGUACGAGGCGGAGAUGACGGCUGCCGGACGCAAGAAACAGCGGGGUGGACGACACAACUCCGGGCAGACAACCCCUGUGAUGGCAUCCCCGGCACCACCACCACAACACUACUCCCAGGACUACUACCACAGAGCAGAUGUUAUGGGUCCACCGAUCAGUCACGCUACACAGCACCUGGCGUCACAACCACCUCCUGCCCCUCCCCCUCCUUCCCCCCUUCCACACAUAUACCCAUCUGGCGGGGGAGGUGGGUACUCUUCGUCGGCUCAGCUCCACCAGGACUUCAUCCCUCACACUCACUACGACAUGCCGCCCGCCAUGCACACGCCCGUACCUGUCAACAACACGUCUCCCUAUGGUCAGGAGGCGUAUUCACAGAGUUACUGGGAGCAGAACAGCCCGUACAACAACAACAACAAUAACACCACCAACAACAACUAUGGUGGUAGCGGCAGCCUGACACAGUCCUCCCACCACCAGCCUCCGCCGCCCACCAUGGUAGACAGUCUGGGGGGGGCACCUCUGUCCAACCAGGUGAGUACUGGUAAACCUCUACGCCUACACAAACCCGGUACUAUUGUGGACGUGAGGGGUCUGGUCGUCGGGAGCGAGGGGGCCAUGCCUCCCCAACUACCCUCGCCGGGCACCAUCAUUGACGCCCGCAGUUCUCCCACAACCGUCCAGGCAACGACAUCCGCGCCGACACCACCGCCCGGGGUGCCCACUCCGCCCCUGAGCCAGUACAGUCAGUACCCCUCUCAGCCCCAACCGUUGUCUGUGUCAUCGUCGACGUCAUCGGUGAGCCCGCCCCUCAACCAGGGUUUCCUCCUCUCACCUGACAAGUCCAGCAUCUAUCACGACCUGGGCAUCAUCUCUCCUCUUAAAUACUUUGAUGAGCUGGGGUCAUUGUCUCCACUCAAGCCUGACCGUACCAUGGAGGACUUCAAGGCAGACCUGGAUAUGGGGGCGUUUGAGCUUCUCACCUGUAGCCCAGUCAAGGUCAAGCAAGAGUUGUUGCAAGAAUUUAUCCUUCCCAACCCUUCCAUCGUGACCACCGCCAUAAUCACCACCACCUCCUGCCCCUCCUUCAUGUCCUGCGCUUCCUCCUCCGUGGCCACAUCCUCCGCUCCUCCGGUACACACCACCACCUCCAUCACCACCUGUCCGGUAUCUUCCCACAACAUGAGCUCCAACAGUACACACAAUGGUUCCUUCUCAUCUAUGAACUCGUCACGCCUCUCCACGCCCCCCAUACUGAGGCGGGGACGCAGGAAGCAGCCGUCCCCCACCAAGCGUCAUCAUCUGUCCCUAUUGGAAGCCAACGAGUCACUAACUACCCCACAAAAGAUGACGCCGGUGAAGACAAUACCCUUCAGUCCAUCACAGUUCCUCAAUAGUCCCAACCUGUCCUUUGACGACGGUAACCUCACCUCCACGCCACUCCUUGGAGGCAUCCCGGCGUCCCAGUCCACACCCGUCCAGCCUCUCACCACCAUCUCCAACCCUCUACAUCACACGUCUACACCCAGCGAGCCCAACGGUCAGCCGCGCACGCCCAAGUCUCGCCGUGCGCUCCUGCAGUCUGCGCCCAAAACUCCCACACCGCUCAAGAACGCCUUACGGGAGAUAGAGAAAAAGAGCGGCCCACUACAGCAUCUGCCUCAGACGCCUACACACCUGGAGGACAUAACGGAGAUCAUACGCAAGGAUACGGAGAAGGAACGCACUAAGUUUGAGACCCCGUCCAUGAGUAACCAGAGUUGUCGGAACCAGUCCAGUGUUUGUGACAGCGGUUACGGGACGUUGAAGCGUAAGGCCACGUCUGCCAUCGGUAAGGAAAACUCUCCCAGCAAGAAGGCUCGGAAAGCUCUCCUCCACUCUUGGUCGACUCCAGGAGAGAUACAAGUUCCUGGCUUCCGCUCUGAGCCUCUCACCCUCAUGCCAGAGACACCAAGCAAAAGCCUGAUCGGCGACUCAUCCGUUCUGUUCUCCCCUCCAUCCAUCAUCCGGGACACACUACACGAGGAGAACCACGCAUUAAACUCCCCAACGAUGCUCUCCGACAAAUCCACCAAGAAGCCGAGGGAAGGUGGUGUUGAAUUGUUGUGCGUUAAGCGGAUUACCUUCUCAGAGGUCCCCACCACCAAGCCCAGCCUCUCGAAGCUGGAUGUGAGGUGGGAGAUGGUGGCCUGUGGCAAGACGGAGAAUCAGCGACGUCUGACCGAACAAGCACGUCAGUUUGUCACCCAGAAUGCAGCACUUAAGCCGCGCUCACUUAACCUAUAGGUCGGCCGGCCAGGGGGACCACGAGCACAGUAGGACUCUGAAGGAAGCCUCGUAUACCAGUCUCUUAAGUUUGUUCAGAGCAGAUACAUUAGUGUAGAACUGAUGCAUUAAACUGUACAAUGAAUCGAGUUCUUUCUAACUACUAAAAACAUUAAUCAAAUAUAAUUUAUGCCAUUUUUCAUGUAGUUGUGGUUUGGUAACUCCCAGGUGACAAAGGUUAACUUAGCCCUCAGCUUUGACAUGGCCGGUGAGACACAAGUGGCAGAAUAUUGUCUCGCCAUCCCUGUUAUAGUGAUCCAUGGGGCUCUGCUCUUUCUUAUCUCGUGUGAGUAAGAUGGCGAACAAGUCGUCUUCGUCGCCGUAAUGCUUUAGAAAAAAUUCACUGUUCACUGAGUGUUCUGCACAACUACACAAAAAAUGGUUCUUUUAGUUAUCAAGUACAGUACAGACUAACAAAUCCACCUUUUGUCAUUGUUUAAAGUGUCUCAUUAUUGAUGAACACUUGAGGUGGUCCAGCGGCUCAUUGUUCUCUACACUCAUGUACUUCACUCUGCUGGUUGGUUGUGUCAGUCAUCAGUCACACACAACUCCCAUUGUAAGAAAUUAUACUCUUUAUUUUCCUGGUAAUUUGUGCUGAGGAAAAGGAGAAAUUAAGUUUAGAAUUGGUUUUAAUUUUUGGUCGAAUAUUUAUUCUUAUUUUUAGAAACUUUAACAAGUAAAAUUUUAUUCAGUGGCUUUAAGACAACAUCUUCAGUUAUUUAAAAGUUUUACGAUAUGUACGGACGGCCGCUCGUGGUCCCUCAGAGACUUCCCGUCACGGCCGGAGGACAACACAAAAUGUUCUCCUCGCGUGGAAUAAAAGGCAGAGGAAAGUUUUCUCUUGUUCUGUGAUGACAUAGAGGAUUAUUGCUAUUAUGUGAGACAAGAGAAGAUUCUCCCUGCCUGUAUAAGGUUUAGCGUGUUGUGUCAAAGAUGGCGGUGAAGGUCAGUUACUCUAGCAAGGUUAGUGUGUAUAUGACGGAGCUGCGUCUGUGAGGUGGACGGCCCGAGACAGCAAGAGAGAGGUUCAACUUACAUCUAGUUAAGUAUUUUAUGCAGUGAAAGUGAGGUAAUUUUUUAACAAAACCUCAAGAUUAUUUAUGUUAUUUUGGAUGAAUUUGUCUGUCAAGUCGGUGUUUUAUGAAUGCGACCACUCCUCUCACUCGCCACCUCACCGUCCCGACCUCGCCGAUGCGUCCGUCUGUGCGUAGCGUAUGUUAUAGAAAACCCAGUUAUUAUCAGACCAAAGUAUUGCUGGCUCAAGAGAAACAUUUGGUUAGGACCCAACCACUAGACUUGUGCCAGCAUGUAAUAGUUAGGUAAAUCAACUGUAAGUGAGGAGCGAUAUAGGGAGAUUCUGUUUUUAUUUGACACUAUACAAGCUUGGGUUGAAGGCUGGUAGUUGUGCGAAUUAUUUUUUAAUGACUUACUGAACAAAGAUGUUAACACCCAUCAUACAUAUAAUCUCAUUAGCAUUGUAAAUAUUUUGUGGCUUUUCUUGACCGCAGUAACGAGAGGCGUCGGCACCGUACGGGGCGACGACUCAUGGGUUUUAGGACCCGCGGUUCUUGUGCCUCGCGUCUGUAAAGAGCCGUAGCAAGUGAACAAAAUAAUCUUCGUUUUGGCUUUUGAGGAAACUAUUAAUAAUUUCCUUUACAUUAUGUUUAUUUGUUGGAAUCUUUUAUAGUGAUAAUUAUAUGUGAAAAGUUCUAAGCCGUAUAUACUAUUUUUUUGUCUUUUGUUCCCCGUCAUGCUGACUGUUUAAAUGGCUUUAAUUUCCAUCCCUCUCGUGUAUAUGACUUAUAUUUAGUGAUUGUAGUCUGUCUAGAGAUUAUUACAACUUGCACCAGUUUUAUGCAUUGUAGAAGAUGGGUCUUACUGUGCUGGCACCGGACGCUCUUGAAGUAUCUGGCACAGAGGGAGAUCUGUUCCUCGUGGCACCGGACGGGUUGGGUCGUUGCACCUCUAGCGUCGUGUUGUGAGGCAGCUGAAGCGCAUCGCAAUGCUGACCCGGGACUACCCUUGGAAGUCGGGUCACAGAGGUUGCAUUUUAACGACGAGAAAUACACCGCCUGUACGUUGUGCCACGUUACGGAUUUGUCUCUUGCGUGUGCCCCACCAUCACGUAGACUGUGUUUAAGUGUUUAUGCCUGUAAAAAGUAUCCACAAGGCUUUUCUCUUUACAUUACUCAUCAUUCGCCGCCGUUCCAGCACAGUUUGACACCCCCCAACUCUCCCCUAUAGUGGUAGUGUAGACAAUAUCGAGUAAGGAAAGGAAGUUGUGUAAGGUAUAUGCUUAGUGGGUUCCGUGUGUUUUUUAUGUAAACGAUUUUACGAACAGUUUGUAUGAAGGAACAGACCUAAGGAGCCGGGGACGGUUGUGUUGUGGCACCACGACUGUCAUGCCACACCUUGAGUAGACAGUAGUGGAUUAGUACCAUCGAUUACACAGUAGUGGAUUAGUGCCAUUGAUUACGACACUUUGGGUACUGUCACAUCUUAAAAGUACUGUUACAACAUCAUAGAAGUACUGUUACAACAUCUAAAAAGUACUGUAAUGUCACAUCUUAAAAGUACUGUUACAACAUAUUAAAAGUACUGUUACAACAUCUAAAAAGUACUGUCACAAUAUCUUAGAAGUACUGUACUGUCACAUCUUAAAAGUACUGUCACAUCUUAAAUGUUUUACUACCUUGAAACUAUAUGGGGGGCUGAUCUUCAUGUGGUUCACAUUGCAAAAGACCUCGUUUAUGAUCUUGACUACAUCAUCGAUCAUCACAAACAUUGACGUCUUUGGUGGUACAGGACAUGGGUCUUACUGUUGGGGUGAGUGAGGAGCGGCACACACACACACACACACACACAAACAAACGUCACGCAUCACAUUGGCAAAAAAAAAGCGUGCAGCACCGUCCCCAGUUUUACCCCUCGUCUGCUUUCAAAAACUAAAACGGGUGUAUUAUUGCGGCCAGAAAUGUUUGGCAGAUUUUUUGGUUUGUUGUCAUGAUAUAUGAUGGUAUAUUUUCCAUUUAUUGUAACCGGUUAUGUUAGACUAUCUCUGAGAUACUAAAUACUUCGCUUAGAUUAUUAUUAAUGUCCACUUGUCUUUUGUUUAUAAAGUUUCUGUUUUUGGAAACUUGGAAUUUUAACAACUGAUUCAUUGUCUUGCAACAUUUUCUCUUUUUUAUUUUUUUAUGAGACUAGGAUGAAGCAGAGAGAUAAAUGUGACCAAGUUUGUCAAAAGUUUUUCCACCCAACAAAAGUAAUUGACCCAAUGACUUGACUGAACUCUGCCCAGUUUUGACAUACAGUACAGUACUUAAGAGCCGUCACAGUUACUAUACGUUGGUGUUUAUGAGAGUUGUACAGUGCUGUCACAUCCAUAGAUCACUGACUCGAUACUGCCCGGAUUAAAUGGUAAAAAAAGAAAUUGACUAAAAAAUAUAUAUAUUGUAUAAUUAUGUCAUACUGUAUUUGAAAUCCAUUCUAUUAAAAGUUGAUGAAAAAAGAGUUAUAGAAAUUCAUCAAUAUGGUUAAGUUAACAAUUGGUGAGAGUUGUCAGAAGUGGUCAGAGUUUAGGUAGUGAGUUAACCCUUUGGCUGUGGGAGGUUACCCUAAGCUAAAUAAAAUGGCAAGUAUGGGAAUUGCAGCUAAAGGGUUAAAGGUCAGUUGUCUAGGCAUGUUUAUUCUUGUUUGACAGAAUUGCUUAUGUAAACCUGUAAGUGUCAGGUUAAACAUCCAGUGUGUGUUAUAGCUCAUUGCUUCACCUGUACUGUACAUCCUAAAGAAGAUAUGUCAUUAAUUUUGUAAAGUUUGGUUCAGUCAGUCAGUCACGUCCGCUUAGAGUAUAUCCCAUGUAUUUAAGUCUCGACGGCUGUUUAUAUUAUAUUCCACGACUCAUAGACUUAUAGGAAAACCUCAAAAAAUAUUAAGUGUAUGUUUUAGUUAAGUCGAUGUUAACGCUUCUGGAAUCCGCAAUGAACUUUCCUCUGUCCUAGUCAUCGUGACGCGCGAACAUUUCUCAUUCAUUUCUAGUUUCACGUAACUGAUCGUUUGGAAACGGUUAGGACGCGUGUACAAGGGCCGUAGAGAAUUGAGAUGAAGAUAUAUAUAAUAAUACUGUACGUUCCCUUUGUUUACGCGUCCGAGCCAUCAUUAUGCCGAACUAUAUUUCAUAUCUUAUUAUCUUGUGUUUUGUUGCUGAGGGCACAAUUGGUACCAAAUACUGAAGCUUCAUAUAUAUGUUCGUGAUAUAUUGUGGUUAGUUUAGGUCACAGCAUGUUAGUGACGUCCUAUAAUAAAACUUGUCCUAGGUGAAAUUUUGUAAUAGAAAAGGUCAAGGUUCUUAUUUGUACAAACUAUUGUUUAACUCAAGUCCGUACUUUCUGUAUUGUGAAUCAUAAAUAAAAGGAAUUUAUGGAAAGGUAAUUAAAAUAAUAAUAAAAGUACGGACUGAUUGGCAGCUCUUAGUCUUGUCUUGGGACCACAUUAGUUAACAGUUACUAUUAUUUAUUUCAUUAAUUUGCUGCUACAAACAUUUGGUCAAGAUCAAAAUCUAAAUAAAAUUGAAUCAUAACA
This is a messenger RNA of Homarus americanus (American lobster), 7498 nucleotides long. Its product is annotated as myb-related protein B-like. Gene Ontology annotation, molecular function: RNA polymerase II cis-regulatory region sequence-specific DNA binding; DNA-binding transcription factor activity, RNA polymerase II-specific. The coding region runs from base 137 to 2881 and encodes 914 amino acids. Gene Ontology annotation, cellular component: nucleus. The record is from RefSeq and is a predicted model, not a curated record. NCBI's taxonomy places the organism in Eukaryota, Metazoa, Arthropoda, Malacostraca, Decapoda, Nephropidae. The transcript is spliced from 15 exons. Gene Ontology annotation, biological process: positive regulation of transcription by RNA polymerase II; mitotic cell cycle.